Molecule: messenger RNA, 3295 nt
Organism: Girardinichthys multiradiatus
Lineage: Eukaryota; Metazoa; Chordata; Actinopteri; Cyprinodontiformes; Goodeidae
Exons: 5
Coding region: 398-2899 (833 amino acids)
Source: RefSeq, a predicted model, not a curated record
UUUGGCAACUGCAACGGUUAGGGUGUCACAAUGCUGAUUCUUAUCAUCUGGUGUCAGAUGCAAAACAUCAGCUAGAACUGCAUGUAAUGUAAUGAAGGACCUGGAGAAGAUAAAUAUUCAGUUAUGAUAAUAAACAUCUACAUGUGUUACAAGUUUCAUUAAGAGCCACAUGGUUGAUUUGGGAAAGAUUUUGAUUAAAGUUCUUGUUCGCCUCCUAACAUCGUUUCUGGAUCUUUACUGAAAAACUCCUCCUCCAUGGGAGGAUCUAAUCUGUGUGAUAUAAACCAAACUCACAGCCAGGAAGUUCAGUCGCUCCAACUUCCUCCUUCAUCAUCACCAUCAUCUUCAUCAUCAGGUCCAGUUAGAAUCAUCUGGACACGUUCCAGUUUUCAGAGUGAUGGCAGGACAAAGGCAGAGAUGGAAGCCUCUGCAGCUCCUCAUCAUCCUCAGCCUCCUCAUCCUCACCAACCAGUUUGAGAUGAGAGAUGUUCAGGAGAAGCUGAGCCGUGACGGGGCUGCAGAGCUUCACCUCAGAGGAACAUCUCAUGCUGAGACUCAGGAACUGCUGAAGAUCUCAGAAAGCAGCCUGAUCAACAAACAGCUGCUGCUGCACAAUGACAAGGAUCUCGAUGGCUUCUUGGAGCAUCUUGACAAACAGAUGAUGGAGGAUUGGUGGAGAAGUGUUUCAGAGAUGUCUCCCAGCUUUAGACAGAAGGUUCUGGUUCUGACAGGCAGCACCAACUCACCAGAUAGAGAAAUAAGGCAGGAAAACAGCUUAGAUCCUCAGAAAUGUGUCCCAGUCAGCAUGAAGUUCUUCUACAAUCAGUCCUGUAUGUCAGAGUUAGACAGCAACACUGAAGGGGAAAUGUUCUCCCAGAACCGACAAACUGGAUCUGGGUUUUCUGGUUCCUCACAUGAACAUCUGACCCUGAAACUAAAACCUGGAGCAGCAGCAGGUUUCUCUCCUCAUGGAAACACAACCAUGAAUUCUAGAGUUCAUCUCCUCAAAGCUUCUAUGGUCCAUGGUCCAAAGGAACUGAACCAGGAGAAUCCUCAGAUUAAUGAAGCGAUGGAUAAACCUGACCCGGUUUCCAGCUCUAGAACCCCACAGAGACCAGAUGAUCUCAUCCUAGAGUUUGACCACCAGCAGAUCCUCAUGUUAGAAGAUGAUGAUGUGGUGAGAACAUCUGCAGCUUCUCUUUAUGAGAAACAUCCAGCAGUUAGUUCAGUUCAUGUUGUUGGUCCCCAGCUCAGAGUUCAACAGGUUAAAGGUCAACCAGUGGUUCUGUCAGAACACAGCAGCCUGGUUCUGGUCGGUCAUGGAGCUAGAGACCAUUCAGGUGAGAUGAGAAUAUCAGGAUACACCUACAAAGAUGUGGUCAGGAUCAUCCAGAACACCUCCAGGAUCAGUGAGAAGAUCCAAACUACUACAGUUCUGGCAUGUGACGUUGGAUCGGACCAACGGUUCAGAGAAGCUCUGCUGAAGAAGCUUCAUGAAGCCGGCAUUGAGACGGAGUUACACCUGUGGAACUCUGUGGUCCAGGUCACAGAGACAGGAGAGGUCAUCAGUCAGGACAUCUCUGGAGAUGGACCACAGUGGAGAUCUGGAGAUCAUACCAAGAAGGUGGUUCUGACUGUUGGCAGGAAGGGAGAGAUAAGGAGGAGGAAGAAGUCGGACCAGAGGGGACAGGAAGUUCUCACCAAUGACAGAAACGUUCUCCAAACACCUAAACCCACACUUGACCUACGUUUUCAGAAGUAUAGAAGCAGCUGGCCUGAACAACCAAGAAGAUCUGUACCUUUGAAGCUUUUCAACAAUAUAUCUGACCAAUUAAAACAACACUUUAAGGAACUUGAAGGUCUGAGUUGGGGUCUGUUUCACUCAGACCAACCAAAACCAGAUAAAGUCGAUGUCAAAAACUUCAACAUAAAACACUUUAUUAUUGGGAAAAGAGAUAAAAAUGGAAACAUCAACUGGUUGAACAAAGAGAAUGACGUGAAAGAACUACUUCAAAAAUGUUAUGAGAUCAAAUCAGGAAAAGACGUCAGAAACAUCAUUCGUCACUUUGCAAAGGAUGGAGAAGAUGAGACCACAUACCUGAUGGUUAAUAGUUGGAUAUAUGAAGUCGACCCUCAAAGUCUGUAUGUUUAUCCUGUUGGAAAGAAGCGGAACCAUGAUCCAAAGACACGACCAUCAGUUGAUCAACUUAAACAGAGCAUUGAAGUCCAAAUGGGUAAGGCGGAUUACCCACAUAUCAAAGCAGGUCUACGUCAAAGCGCUGGAAGCCCCAGUGAAAAUAUUGAUCUACGGUGUGCUCAGUAUUUCAGCGGUAUUUUUUCUUUUACUAAGCCCGUAUAUCUUCAACCAGUCCCUGCUGAGGCCUGGUGCACCACUUACUUUGUUGCAUCAGUUAUAUCAGAAUCUGCCAGAAAUUUCAGAACCUUCCCUCUGAUUCUUAUGGCUCUGGAUAUGACUGAGGGGAAGAAGAACAUGAAAGAUGGUGUAACUUUUUUGUUUGAUGAGCAUUCAAUGACCAGAGGGGGAAGCUGGAUUGAUCCAAGCAGACGAGGAUUUAUUGGGUCAGCAACAUCAAAGUCUUCCAGCAAACUGGAGAAUAAAGGUCAGAACAAGAAAACUGAGGAGGAGUUACUGAAUGACCUCAAAAACGUCAUCUAUAGAGAAGAUGUUAUGUUCACCAAGUGGAAGCAAACAAUAGGGAGGGACCAAAGUUUUAAAACCUAUGUGGACCAGAUGGCUAAAAUUGCAGAACGUUAUAAAGUAUUGAUUGAUCCUUCUAGUGAACAGAUGUUUAAAAAGGAUUGUAAAAAUUUCAAAAAUGCAGUCGAUCGAGAAGAAAAUACUGAAACAAUCAAAAUUCCUGGUUCACAGAAUGAGUAGUCUGAACAUUUAGUCUUCUCUCCACCUGAAUACCUGUCUCUGUCAUACCUGGCUGCUGCUGCUGCUUUGUUCUCUCUGUCCACCAGGGGGCAGAACCUCAGAAACAGCUUCAAGAUCAACCAGGAUCUUGUUCUUGGAAACAAGACCGUGCUCUGCUUGUCCACAUGGAAACAGAUUCCUGCUUGUGUGAAUUAUUAAGGCAGCUGAAACUAAAAUACCUUCAACCUGUCUGCUCCAUUAAAACUCAUCUUCAUCUAAGCCUGCUGUCUCCGGGUCUUCUCUGAGGGUCUCCUCCUCAGAAAAUAAUUAUCUUUACAAAGAUUUAUUUCUCCUUUUUAUUUACAAUAGUAGUAACAUUUUAAUAAACAUUUAUGCUUUUAACAGGGUGAAAUAUUA